AACUGCACGGGAAGGGCCUCAUGUGACGUCAUGGCGCGGCGGCUAGUGCUCCUUGGAGUGCUUGGAGUGGUGCUGAGCUAUUUAGGAGGUGUCUUCCUCCCAUCGCCUCCAGCCUGCAGCGAUGCCCCAGUGGCACAGCUCAGCGUGCGAUUCCAACGACAGCUGGACAGGCAGGAUGAAGCGAAGGUGACGAGUCGAGGAGAGAUGCUGAGAGAUCGUGAUACCUUCUUCUGGUCCUUGUUCACGGAUCACUUCGGCAGCAAUCCCAAUACGCCGUACAUGUGGCUGGCCCUCCCCGCCUUUGGCUUCUUCCUGCCUUCGCCCAUGUGGCAUAUGAAACGUCAGGAUGCGGUGCUGCUCAUUGCACGGCGCCCACCGGAGGUGGACUACUUCUCCUUCACCAGUUUCGCCUUGUGGGUCCCACGCAGGGGGUUGCAGUUCAGCAGUCUGGGAGAUAGCGUGAACAACUUGAACCUGAAACAGACGGAGGAUGGCGUCUUCGCGCACGUCUUGACGGCCAGUCGUUCGACCUUCAAGGUGGUGCAGCAGGCAUUGAUUGACAGCGGCCUCCCCGCCAGCGCCAUCAACCUCCGGGUGAUUCCUUCGGACAUUGGUGCCCUGUUUGAUGACUGGACCCAUUUCGAGACGGUGCUGCGGCUCUUUCGUUUUGAGAAUCAAAGCGAGGGCGAUGCGUAUUUGCGCUCACACUACCCGGUCUUCUACAUCAAGGGUCAAUCGGGGGGCGAGCUGUUUCCAACGGAAGCCUACAAGGAGAGGAAACACCCAGAUAGCAAGCACGAGAGAGACUUGGAGGCAGAGUUUGAUUCGUACAAUCAGAAGAUGCUGAAAGAAGUUGGCGAACAGCUGGAACUGAAUGUGGAGGAUGUGCAGCCGGUGAAGUUUGCGCCGUUGAUGAUUCAGGGUUUGGAAUGUCUCAAGCACGACACGCAGUGCUUAGGGGACUGUCCUGAUGCAGCAUACUAUGGGCCAUACAUUCGAGAGGACAGUGACGUGAUCGACAUGUUAACCCUGGAGGAUGAUGAAGUACAUUUGGUUGGCUUGGUGAACCAUCGAUAUUGGAAUGUCUCUGUCUAUGGAAGCCUUGCGGCUUUGAGGAGUGCUUCGUCAAAACACUCCACGCUCAGCAAAACGCGGAUGAACAUCCGUGCAACGCCUUUGGGGGUCACCACUUUCGACUUCGAGGCAUCUCCCUUCGCGUCCUGGGCCUUCACCCGUUCCACCGAGCUCUGCGACCAGCUCUCGACGCCGAUCGGCUGCACGGUGGUGGAGGAGCGACACGUGGCAAGCAACGGCUUCCUGACGUACUGCGAACGGAUUUACCUGAAUCCUACCACUGGAACAGGCCCCCAUUGGGAUGACCUGCUCCCGGCGCGCCUCUUCCAGCUGAAGCGCCGCCGGAAGUCUCCGACGGAGACGGCGGUGGUCGGUGGGCUGCCGGAGGCGAUCCCAGUGCAAGUCUUCAACCAGAGCGUCCCUAUGCAUUUCACCCAUAUCGUGAAGACUGGCGGCGAAUCUUUAGAGCUUCACCUGGCUCCACAGCCGGCUCCACGUCUGGACUAUAGCGCCUGCAGAAAAGCUGCGGUGAGAUUUCAAGGUCCAGCUGCCGAAAACGUCUCCUAUGGCUGCGCCACGGCUGCGCGGUCGGUCAGUAUUGCGCUGUGCGGUCUCAACUGUGAAUGCUGCGCCAAGGAUGUGCGAAAGAUCUCCGGGGGGUUCCACGGCACACUGAUCAGAUCACCACGGGCUCAUACCUUGUCGAUUUUUUCCCAGUGUCAUGUGGCGCAUCAGAACAGCUGGCAGCGCAUCGUGGAAGAUCUUCCACAGUACCUCGCGGAGGGCAUCUUGCGUGGCACGGAACGCGCCUGUGGCAGCUACUGUACCACUUUCGAGUCCCAAUGGGAAGCUGAUCUGAGGGGCGUCAUUUCUCAGAAGCAUCCUGAGGAACUGCAGGUCAUUCCGUUUCUGCACAACAUGCAGUCGCACACGCUGACCUGCAGCACUGCAGAGCACAGCUUGGGGCAACACUUUCGGCUGAAGGAGGAACCCAGAGAGCCAUCCUUUGCGGAAGCCAAUGCGUCUCUGCAUUCGUUCGAUUGGAUAGGCCUCACAGACCUCUUCGAGCACAGUGUUUGCUUGCUCCACUACCAAGCCAACGGUUCCCUCCCGGCCCGCUGCGACUGUGACAGCGACGCCUUCCUGGCGCUGCCGCGCUUCACCCACGGCGUGCUGCGGCGCGAUGCUGGGAAGCUGCCGGAGGAUCUACUCCAAAAGAUCGACAACUUUACGGCGGUGGACGCGCAGCUCUUCGCCAGUGCCUUGCGGCUGCUGCUGGGGCGCCUGCGCUACGUGGAGCAAGUCACCCAGAGGUCCCUGCUGCGCUGCGUGCGCUGGCGAAGGUUAUGGCAGACCACUCGCUACAUCCCCAACCUCUGGGCCGGUCCCUCCCAGCUUCUGCCCAGCUGAUCCCCAAGUAGCUGCAACGGCGUGGACGGCACGGCACACGAUGGCGGCGGUGAACUGCGAUCGCCUCGAGAUGUGAGGAGGACGAGAUGAAAGGACCUGGAUGCCACUGCGAAAGGAGAAAAAUCUCUGCGAUGCAGUGCGGAUGCAGAGGGAUAAAUUGGAGCAACUGAGGAUGUCAGUAUAGCCACCAGUCGCUAUAUCAACUAAAAUUUAUUUUCGAAUUCGAUGUUUCAUUCGAACAGCAUGUGCCAGAAAAUGGUGGUAGAAAUGGAGAUCAUCAAGAUCACACUUCAGAUGUUUCACGUGGAUUCAAGUCCAAUCAAAGGGUUUCAUUGUACAAGCCAUAUGUUGCUAUGUGGCAAUUUAGCUUCAUCCACGCUUCACCAGCAGGGAGCUUCAUCCGUGG
Cladocopium goreaui is the source of this 2890-nucleotide messenger RNA. Lineage: Eukaryota; Dinophyceae; Suessiales; Symbiodiniaceae. The record is from the annotation of a GenBank genome assembly.